This is a messenger RNA of Trichophyton rubrum CBS 118892, 1253 nucleotides long. RefSeq lists its product as uncharacterized. The record is from RefSeq and is a predicted model, not a curated record. Gene Ontology annotation, biological process: positive regulation of mitotic metaphase/anaphase transition; protein K11-linked ubiquitination; anaphase-promoting complex-dependent catabolic process. NCBI's taxonomy places the organism in Eukaryota, Fungi, Ascomycota, Eurotiomycetes, Onygenales, Arthrodermataceae. Gene Ontology annotation, cellular component: nuclear periphery; anaphase-promoting complex. The transcript has 3 exons. The annotation marks the transcript as partial.
AUGUCGGACACGAAGCUGUCUGCUCAUCUGGGGUUUCUCAAGGAGGAUCUACCGCGUGAACUAGCCCUGCUGGACAUUGAGGGCUCGCUACCGAAGCUGAGUACGCUGCCGUCUACGGGUGAUGAUGACGAUGUGUUUAGUAGCAGGGUGUCUCUUGACUCUAUAUUCCAUUCUCCGGUGAAGAACCCAGGAGACUCAGUGGACGUGCUGCUUGCCGGGCUUGAUGAUGGCUCCAUCCAUAUGAGGAUCUUCGAGAGCUUUGAGAUCGGUUCUAUUGACGUGUCUAGUUCCCUGGAUGGGCCAGAUGGUGAUACCGAUACCAGCAAACGAGGAUACAAGACUCUUCUCCAUGCAUCCCAUCCGAUGAGCACGACGCAUGCACUUCUCUUCCAGAGCGAGGCCGGAAUGAAAGUGCUAAAUCUUGAUCUACGGUUCAUCACCAAGGCAGGUAGGUAUCUGCCCCUGCUUGCGUCGAAGGUCACACAGCUACAGAAUCUACUCCGGUAUAUCAAGCAAGUACAAGCACAGAUGCACCUAGAGUGGAAAAAUGCACGAGAACUGCCUAUUCGAUACCUGAGGAAUAUCAAUGAAGAGCUCAAGGAGCAGUGCCACUGCGAUUUUGUCACGGCUACAUAUCACUUAAUAGUUACAGGCGAUUGCUAUGCCCCGCUGAAGGAAUUUCUCGCUACCACCAUCAGCGACAGAGGACAAAAACGAUGGGAGAAGACGGUGGCUGGUGGGUAUGAAGCCCUCCGCCGACUUACUUAUGAAUGUCUGAUGCCGGCUCUGGAACGAUGCGGCGUGCUGCUGAGCCGACUGAUAGGACUAUCAAAGUACCACCGUAUCAGCCCGAUCUUAGGCCUGGAGACGACCUAUCUCAAGGCAUGCGUUGCAACUCUGGACUGUCUUACCUUGCUGGGGCACAAGGUCGUGCUUCACAGCAGCAUAGAGCUCAAGGAGUUCCAUGCUUUUUCCCAUUGGAUGCAGCAUGAGAUCAAGCUCCAGUCAACAGAUCCAACAUCAUCGACGAUGGACGAGCUAGUAGAGGCGGCGGACGAGAUUGACUAUGGCACAACGCUGGGAUAUGUCAAGGGGGCACUCACCAACAGUGCUUUGCAAGGGUUCCUACAAGUACCACAGCCACCGCCAGGGGCACCAGGGGCAGAUCCAGAAGAUAGAAAACGAUGGGACGUUGACAUUCAGGACGACGGCACGUUUUACGAAGAAUACAAGAAGCUGGUAUCUCAGCAUGA